AUGAACGCUCUUUUAAAAAGUUUCUUUAAUGCCACUAUUUCAUUAAAAGAGUUUCUUGAGGCAUUUGCUUCGGCAAUAGAGGCUAGAAAAGAAGCCGAAGAUUAUGCUGCAUACAAAGAGAAUAAUUAUAAAUGCAUCUUAAUGAGUGAAACAGAGAAACAAUAUAAAGUAGUUAGCAAUUCUCUUCCAGUACAGCAGCAAGAUUGCAUUACGUUCGUUCAAUAUAAUGAAGAAAACGAAUGCUUUAAAUGCACCUGCAAUCAAAUGAAUUUUGUCGGAAUACCUUGCAGACACAUUAUUCCAACGUCACUUUUUCUGAAUAGGUGGUGCAAGGACCCCAACAAAAAUACUCUGGUUCAACAUUACACGUCCUUUUAUAAUAGCAGGUGUGCUUCGGCGGCUAGAGGAGAAAAUUCUCAGGCAGAAGUUGAUUCACAAAAUAAUCAAGAGUUAUCAACUAUUCGUUUUGAAUCAGACAUUAAGAAAAAUUGA
Messenger RNA from Paraglomus occultum, 492 nucleotides. The record is from the annotation of a GenBank genome assembly. Lineage: Eukaryota; Fungi; Glomeromycota; Glomeromycetes; Paraglomerales; Paraglomeraceae.